UUUUGCCUUUAAAAAUGGUCUUUAUUAGUAUUUUUAAGAGUUCUCCCUCCCGUAUCUUAGUAGUUUCAUAAAGCUAAUCUGGUCUAUAUUUUAACACUUCUCCCUCGCGUCUCUUUCCCUCCAUUCCAUAUAACCAAACGGACGUUUUUGGUAGAACUGGUGAGGGAUAACUUUGAAAGCUGCAAACUCACCUAUUCUUGUUGUUUGAGAAGCACACUAUUAUUUCACACUUGUAUCCCAUGUUGUAAUUGUUGUUGUUGUUACUUUCACACAGCAAUUUUACAUUGUUACGUGUUAUCUUAAUUAAUGUUGACUCAGUUUCAGUGGCUCCACUCUGAACUAACCAACGUUUGCAAGUCUCUAUUUCGUGUGAAGCAGUUACAUGCUUGUCUUUUGAAAACCCAUCUCUCACAAGACCCUUUUUAUGCAACUCAAAUCAUUAGACUUUAUGCAUUUAACAAUCACAUUAACUAUGCCUAUCAUGUGUUCGAUAAAACUUCCUCCCGAAGUGUCUACCUUUGGAAUUCCAUGAUUCGAGCUCUUGCCAAGACUCAAAGAUUUACCAAUGCAAUCUCUCUAUUUAGAACCAUGCUUGAGUCUGACAUAAGGCCUGAUAAUUAUACUUAUGCUUGUGUUAUACGUGCAUGCUCUGACAAUUUUGAUUUUGGUAUGUUAAGACUUGUUCAUGGAAGUGCUGUAUCUGCAGGGUUGAGACUGGACCCUAUUUGUUGCAGUGCACUUGUGAGUGCUUAUUCAAAACUUGGUCUUGUUCAUCAAGCGUGUAGCGUGUUUAAUGGGAUUGAUGAGCCGGAUUUAGUUUUGUGGAACUCGUUGAUUUCUGCUUAUGUGUGUUCUGGUAUGUGGGAUAUAGGGAUUCAAAUGUUUAGCUCAAUGAGACUUUCUGGGAAGAAGCCCGAUGAGUAUACAGUGGCUGGAUUACUUGUGGGUGUUGUAGAUUCUAGCUUGCUCAGCAUUGGCCAAGGAUUACAUGGUUUAAGUCAAAAGAAUGGGCUUGAUUCUGAUUCUCAUGUAGGUAGUUUACUGGUGAGUAUGUACUUGAGAUGUAAGUGCAUGGACUCAGCUUAUAGAGUCUUUUGUAGUAUUUUCAAUCCUGAUUUGGUUACAUGGUCGGCUCUAAUAGCUGGGUAUUCUCAGUGUGGGGAGUAUCAAAAAGCAUUGCUCUUUUUCAAGAAAUUAAACACGGAGAGCAAGAAACCGGAUUCUGUUUUGAUUGCUACUGUGUUGGCUUCUAUAGCUCAGACAGCGAAUGUAGUACCAGGAUGUGAGGUACAUGGUUACAUUCUUCGGUAUGGAUUGGAAUCAGAUGUUAAGGUCUCCUCAGCUCUCAUAGACAUGUAUUCAAAGUGUGGUUUCCUAAACUUGGGAACUCGUGUGUUCAAGAUGAUGCCUGAACGGAAUAUAAUUUCUUAUAAUUCAAUAAUUUUGGCUCUUGGCUUGCAUGGACGUGCGUCCAAGGCUUUUUUGAUGUUUGAUGAGAUACUAGAGAAAGGAUUAGUACCUGAUGAAGCAACAUUCUCUGCUCUCCUUUGUGCUUGUUGUCAUGCUGGCCUGGUCAAAGACGGCCGAGAGAUUUUCCAGAGAAUGAAAGACGAGUUCAACAUCAAAGCUAGACCUGAGCAUUAUGUUUACAUGGUGAAGCUUCUUGGCAGUGCUGGGGAGUUAGAAGAGGCCCACUCUCUCACUCAGUCCUUACCUGAACCGGUAGACAAGGCCAUUCUAGGAGCCUUAUUAUCAUGCUGUGAUUCUUAUGGAAAUUCUGAGUUGGCAGAAACUAUAGCUCAGCAGAUUUUUAAAAGUAAUCCUGCUGACAAUGUUUACAAGGUUAUGCUUUCGAACAUAUAUGCUGGGGAUGAGAGGUGGGAUGAUGCUAAGAAGUUGAGGGAUAAAAUAACAGGAGGUACGAAGAAAAUGCCUGGAGUUAGUUGGAUCGAAGGCAAUUAUUAUUAAUUCUGAAAGUAUAGAUUCGCUGCAAAUUCGAUAGACUAUAACUGCUGUCAGAUAUAAAGAGGCAUCCCAGAAAGGUAUUAUAAUGUGAAACUCUGAAAGUGGAAAUGGAGUGGGUUUCAUCCUUGUACCAGGCUCCUGCUGAUGGUUUCACUUCAGCUAUAUUUUGAAAAUUUUGGAAAAUUUAUGCUUCAAAGAUUACUUGGAAGUGCGCAAUCCCCAGUUUAAUAACUAAUGUUCCAAAGUCCAAAUAACACUCUGAACUUGCAUGAAAAUUGCAAUUAAUAUAGUCACUCUUUUGAUAUAAAGGUUUAGGGCCUUGAGAGUCGGGAAUGCCACAAACAAAAAAGAGGGACGGGAGGGAUGUUAAAAGUUUGUAUAAUAUGUACAUGCUUCUGAACCUUAACUUACUAUUUCUAAUAACUAUUCUGAAUAUGAUGUUUUUAAUACACAUUCAAACCUGAAUACUUAAAUUGAUUAAUUUCCUCUUUGGUU
This is a messenger RNA of Lathyrus oleraceus (garden pea), 2460 nucleotides long. Its product is annotated as putative pentatricopeptide repeat-containing protein At1g64310. Gene Ontology annotation, molecular function: RNA binding; protein binding. The record is from RefSeq and is a predicted model, not a curated record. Bases 307 to 1968 code for a protein of 553 amino acids. Lineage: Eukaryota; Viridiplantae; Streptophyta; Magnoliopsida; Fabales; Fabaceae. Gene Ontology annotation, biological process: RNA modification. The transcript has a single exon.